CAAUUGCUCAAAGUGUUCGUAUCAGGGAAAAUUCGAAGACGCUUCGCCGAAACUUCUCAGAGACUCGAAAAUUAAAAAGGCUCUCUCGAUUUUUAUUUUUAUUUUUAUUUUUAUUUCACUUUCCCGCUCGCCUUUCUUUCCUUUUCUUCUUGUUUUCUCGUCCUUGUGAAUCCACGACACAUUCCUGUUGUCGCUUUGGAUCGAAUCUCCGUUUGGUUGCUGAGAGAACUAAGGAAACUAGAAGAAAAUCUUUUUUUCGUUCUCUCUCUCUGUGUUCAUUUUUUUUUUUUGUUGGUUAUAGAGAUUGGAAAUGGAAGUGAAAGGAAGUUUUAUCUUUACGUAACUGGAAAGCUGGUUGUUUCUUAUUUUGUUGAACUUUCUCCUUAAAAUAAAACUUCCAUUUCGGUUGCUGAGAAGGUAGGGAAACUAAGAAAAUAAAUCUUGUUCUCGAAUCUCACACGUUGCUAGUUUGUUUGUUUAUGGAAAUAGAGAAGUCUUAGUCAAAGUGAGGUUAGGUUCAUGUAAUUGAAAAGUUCAUAUCGUGUUAUUUUUCUUCAACUUUCUCAGCAACCGAGCAGGACAGUUUAGUUUAGUAAUAGUGAAAAUGCAAACGAGGUAUAUGGAGAGAUCAAAUAGCAUGGUGAGGGAGAAGCGAAGUUUGGAUGUAACUUCAGCAGAAGAAGUUCAGCCUGAUAGGAAGCGACCUGCUCUAGCUAGUGUAAUUGUUGAAGCUCUAAAGGUGGAUAGUCUGCAGAAACUUUGUUCAUCAUUGGAGCCUAUUCUCCGGAGAGUUGUUAGUGAAGAAGUGGAGCGUGCUUUAGCAAAAUUGGGCCCCGCCAAACUUCCUGGGAGGUCUUCACCCAAACGUAUAGAAGGGCCUGAUGGACGAAACUUACAGCUGCACUUCAAGUCCAGGCUGUCCCUUCCUCUCUUUACUGGAGGAAAAGUAGAGGGGGAGCAUGGUGCUGCAAUUCAUAUUGUUUUGAUUGAUGCAAUCGCAAACCAUGUUGUCACAUCAGGUCCAGAAUCUUCAGUGAAGUUAGAUGUUGUUGUGCUUGAAGGUGAUUUCAAUAAUGAGGAUGAUGAUACCUGGAAUGAAGAAGAAUUUGAGAGUCAUGUGGUGAAAGAGCGCGAAGGAAAGAGGCCGCUUCUGACUGGGGAUUUGCAAGUGAUACUCAAGGAAGGUGUAGGAACAUUGGGUGAUCUAACAUUUACUGACAACUCAAGCUGGAUAAGGAGCAGGAAGUUCAGGCUAGGAUUGAAGGUUUCCUCAGGCUGUUGCGAGGGCACCCGGAUACGUGAAGCAAAAACAGAAGCCUUCACUGUUAAGGAUCACCGUGGAGAAUUAUAUAAAAAACAUUAUCCACCUGCAUUACAUGAUGAUGUUUGGAGAUUGGAGAAAAUUGGGAAAGAUGGGUCAUUUCACAAGAGGCUCAACAAAGCUGGAAUUCAUACCGUUGAAGACUUCCUAAAACUUGUGGUUACAGAUUCACCGAGAUUGCGGAAUAUUCUUGGAAGUGGCAUGUCCAAUAAGAUGUGGGAUGUUCUUGUAGAGCACGCUAAAACUUGUGUACCAAGCGGGAAGGUUUAUGUGUAUUAUCCUGAAGAUGAGAGGAAUGUUGGUGUUGUUUUUAACAAUAUCUAUGCGUUAUGCGGCUUAAUUGCCAAUGGACAAUAUUUCUCAGCUGACUCUCUUUCCGAAAGUCAGAAGGUCAACGUGGACUCCUUGGUGAAGAAGGCAUACGACAAUUGGAUGCAUGUUGCAGAGUAUGAUGGAAAGUCACUUCUUAGCCUUAAGCAAAAUAAGAGCCUGGGUGCUUCUCAAAGUGAUGUCCCAACGAAUUUACAAGAUUAUUCAAACUCGUUUGACCAGCAGUUCACCCUACCAAGCCUGCCCAUUGCCGUUCAUUCGGAGCAGCCUUCUAUGGAUUCAGUAGGCAUAACAGUUGGAGGAUAUAAUGAUGCUAUGACAGCCAGAUUCUCUCUACCGUCUCCGAAUGUGAAUCUCAAUGCUCCUAUUCAGUUUGAGGGCACUUCAUUCCCCCUACAGAAUCCUUUGGCCAGCGUUUCUCACCAAGCGCAACUUCCAAAAAGUGACAACUUGCUGCUCCUUGGUCAUCUACAGUCAUCCACAUCGGGAUUCCAGGCAGUUGGUGCAUCCAAUCUUACUUCUUAUAAGGAAGAAUACUUCCCAGAGGAAGAGAUUCGUAUGAGAAGUCAUGAAAUGCUUGAAAAUGAAGAUAUGCAACAUCUCCUUCGAAUGUUGAGCAUGGGAGGCCAUGCGCAUGCCUCCAUUAAUAUGAAUGAAGAUGGAUACCCUUAUUCAUCAGCAUAUAUGGGCACCCCAUCUCUAAACUACAACUUUCAUGAUGAUCGAACUCGUUCAUCGGGAAAAGCUGUUGUAGGGUGGUUGAAGGUCAAGGCUGCCAUGAGAUGGGGCAUCUUUGUCAGGAAGAAGGCUGCUGAGAGACGGGCUCAACUUGUUGAGUUGGAUGAUUCAUAGAUGUGGCAUGUAAGGCAAAGUUGAUCCUGUUUUGAUGUCAAUAUGCUUACUCUUCUCUGCCAGUCUGAAUCAUCUCAAGCUGAAUUUGUCAACGUGAGGAAGGACCGGGCAUGGUGAAGCAAAAAACCUAAUUGGUGGGUGGAGCCAUGCCUCUGUUCCGGACGUUGCUUGGGGUUAUAAUUCUGACAUCUGAGAAUCUGUCUCAUGUAUAGUGCUAGCCUCUAGAGUAAGUUUAUAUCUACUAU
Messenger RNA from Juglans microcarpa x Juglans regia, 2748 nucleotides. RefSeq names its product calmodulin-binding protein 60 B-like. Gene Ontology annotation, biological process: regulation of salicylic acid biosynthetic process. The record is from RefSeq and is a predicted model, not a curated record. The transcript is spliced from 8 exons. Gene Ontology annotation, molecular function: sequence-specific DNA binding; DNA-binding transcription factor activity; calmodulin binding. Gene Ontology annotation, cellular component: nucleus. Lineage: Eukaryota; Viridiplantae; Streptophyta; Magnoliopsida; Fagales; Juglandaceae. Bases 605 to 2503 code for a protein of 632 amino acids.